Messenger RNA from Sphenostylis stenocarpa, 1482 nucleotides. The record is from the annotation of a GenBank genome assembly. NCBI's taxonomy places the organism in Eukaryota, Viridiplantae, Streptophyta, Magnoliopsida, Fabales, Fabaceae.
AUGGCUCCGAAUCCGAUGAACAUGAAUACCAAGCCAUCUGCAAAUUCCAGAACAAGUAGCAUAGCUGCAUCAGCUUCGUCUCAGGAGAUUCUGGUCCGCGAAACGCUGCGUAUCAGUGCCAAUUUGGCCUCCACCCCUCUCCUCCAAACGCCCUCCUCCCUCACAACCAUUUGCUGCGAGGAAAUCGAUGGCCGUCGCUGGAAGUACGUCGCCGACACCGAUGCCUCCGGUCAUUUCAAGAAGAAUUCCUUUCGCCCUCUCUGCUUGCACACUCCUCAGGCCCCUCUCGAUGAACUCCUCUCUUUCGUUAGAUCCUAUGUUGUUCCCGAAGGUUUCCCUGACAGUGUUACUCCCUCCUAUGUCCCGUACAUGACAUGGAGGGCUCUUAAGCAUUUUUUUGGUGGAGCAAUGGGCGUUUUCACGACUCAAACCCUCUUGAGUUCAGUUGGCGUCUCCAGAAACAGGGCUACGCCUGGGGCUGUUGCCAUCAACUGGAUUCUUAAGGAUGGUGCUGGCCGUGUGGGCAAGAUGCUUUUUGCUCGCCAAGGAAAGAAAUUUGAUUAUGACCUCAAACAGCUGCGGUUUGCAGGUGAUCUUCUGAUGGAGUUGGGUGCUGGAGUUGAACUGGCAACUGCUGCAGUGCCCCAUCUAUUUCUUCCUUUGGCUUGUGCUGCUAAUGUAGUAAAGAAUGUUGCUGCUGUAACAUCAACAUCAACUCGGACACCGAUUUACAAAGCCUUCGCCAAAGGAGAAAACAUAGGGGAUGUCACUGCAAAAGGAGAAUGUGUUGGCAAUAUUGCGGACCUGUUAGGAACUGGUUUGAGCAUAUGGAUUGCCAAAAGGAAUCCGUCGCUUGUGACCACAUUUUCCCUCCUUUCAUGUGGAUAUAUCCUUAGCUCUUACAGAGAGGUUAAAUCUGUUGUUUUGCACACACUAAACUUUGCAAGAUUCAGUGUGGCAGUAGAAUCCUUCCUCAAGACAGGACGAGUUCCCACUUUACAGGAGGGCAAUAUGAAUGAGAACAUAUUCAGUUUUCCAUGGAGAGAUAGGCCUGUUGUCCUUGGAUCAAGAAUCAAGGAAGCAUUCCAAGAGCCUAGUGCAUAUAUUGCCAUUGAGCCCUUGUUUGACAGAGAGAGAUAUAUUGUGACAUAUAACCCUUCAAAACACAAGGUUUAUGCUGUGCUCAAGGAUCAGGCGAAGUCAGAUGACAUUCUAAAAGCAGCAUUCCACGCUCAUGUGCUCUUCAGUUUGAUAAAUUCAUUGAAUGAAAGUAAGGCCUCAUCUUUGAAGGAAAGGGGGGAUCUUAACUCAAAUGUCACACACACAGUCGCUGAUAUUGAGGCUUGUAUGGCUGAUACUUGCAAGAUUGUGGCAAAUUCUUAUGGUCCUUUCAAGAAUAAAGCUAAGGAGCAGGGUUGGACAAUGUCAGAGUCACUUCUAAAUCCUGGUCGAGCUAGGUUGUUUCCACCUGAUAACAGAUGA